AUUUUCAAUAAAUCGUAUUUUACGAAAUAUAUGUUUUCUUUUCCAUGUCAGUAUAAAAGAUGCAUGAAUGUUCACAAGCAAUUAUUACUCAAUGUAUCGACACAGAAGUGCGAUUAAAGGUUAUUGACAAUGGGCAUUAUAUCGUCUUCCACAAGGAGUAUUGACCAGGAUCAUGCUGAUAUCCAAAGAAUGUUUGCGGCAGCAAAAAUGGGAAAUUGGGGAGACGUUUGGCGAAUUCUAGGGACCCCAGGUCGACCACUAAAACCAUAUCUAAUAAAUCUGGUCCCUGAGGAUAGAAGAUGGGGUUUACUACAACAAGCUGUUUGGUGGAACAAUCUCUCUGCAAUCAGAACUCUCCUUCAGUUUCAAGCAUGUGACAAAGAACUAAAAGCAAAGGAAGGCAUUUCCGAGAAAGGACCAACCAGUGCCAAUACAGCACAGGAAAUAGCUGAUUUGUUUGGAUAUCUAGAGGCAUCAAAGAUCAUUCAGAACCACAUCACUCCUGAAAGUGAGGAAGACAUCGAAACAUACUAUGAUGGGAACAGCGCUAUCGACAAUGAGGAAUAUGGUCUAUUCAGACUAACACUGGCAGCUUACAAAUGCGUUUUUCAUCCUUAUGUUGUCGACAAAACGAAAUCUCUUUCAUCGUUAUUGAAUGAUGUUUUCAAGCAUGUGAAUACAGGUAAAAACUGGGUUGCCGUUAGAGAUAAAGUUGCACAGUCACUCUACCCAGCAUGUAAGGAAGCAAGCGAUGUUGUUAGUCAGUGUUCAAAUAGAUUUGACUUUUACAAAACUAUUGUUAGAGUUUACACCGACGAAGAUACCCAAUUGUAUACUUAUCUAAACACAGCUUUGAGGCGACAGCGAGAAACGGGCUUUAAACCUACAGGAAAUGAUCUAGCACUCGGACCUUAUAUGCUUAUGUUCCAUCUCCUUUUGUUUUGUUGGAGAGAUUUGGUAAGAGAAAAAACGAAAACAUAUCGCAAAAUGAAAAUAUCUGCUCGAGAUCUCGCAAAGUACCAACCAGGAAAGAAAUUUACGUGGUUGUCUUUUGUAUCGUCCUCUGUCAAACAACAAUGUGCUCAGAUUUUCCCAUCCUGUGCACCAAGUGGCAAUAUUGAAGUACAUUUUGUUAUUGACAACUCCUCUGAUUCACAGUUGCAACCCCUCAACAUCGAAAACUUUGCAUGUUACACAGAGAAAGAACGGGUAUACCCAGCAGGAGCACAAUACCUAAUUAAAAGAUAUUCCGUUAAAAAUGGAAUACCGACAAUUCUUCUAAAGCUGUUAGGAAGCGAAUAGAGGCGAUUAUUGUCUAAUUAACAUUAUUUUAUCAACCUGUUGUUGAGAUCUUUUAUGCGCCCAGAUAUUCUUGUUUAUAAGAGUUUAGUUCAUAUCUUUUGUAUUAAAAUAAAAGUAUCUAUCUAUAGUGUGGUACUCAUACAUUUUCCAA
Messenger RNA from Mytilus trossulus (common blue mussel), 1453 nucleotides. RefSeq lists its product as uncharacterized. The record is from RefSeq and is a predicted model, not a curated record. The transcript has 2 exons. NCBI's taxonomy places the organism in Eukaryota, Metazoa, Mollusca, Bivalvia, Mytilida, Mytilidae. Bases 130 to 1302 code for a protein of 390 amino acids.